Molecule: messenger RNA, 591 nt
Organism: Lodderomyces jiufengensis
Lineage: Eukaryota; Fungi; Ascomycota; Pichiomycetes; Serinales; Debaryomycetaceae
Product: protein retreival receptor
Exons: 1
Coding region: 1-591 (196 amino acids)
Biological process (GO): retrograde vesicle-mediated transport, Golgi to endoplasmic reticulum; protein retention in ER lumen
Cellular component (GO): Golgi membrane
Source: RefSeq, a predicted model, not a curated record
AUGUCACUGAAUUUACCAUUUGAGAAUUUACAGUCUAAUCCAAUCUAUCUUAAUUAUAAAAAAGUAUUAAAUACUUAUCAAAAAUUUAUAGAUGAAUCAGUACCGUAUACUGCUUAUAGAUGGUAUGCAUUUGGAGGUUUAAUUUCAUUAUUUUUACUUCGAAUUUUUUUAUCACAAGGUUGGUAUAUAAUAUGUUAUGCUUUAGGAAUAUAUUUAUUAAAUUUAUUUUUAGCAUUUUUAACUCCAAAAUUUGAUCCAUCAUUAGAACAAGAAAUGAAGAAUGAAUCAAUUGAGGAAGGUAAUAUACCUGAAGAUUUAAAUAAUAAUGAAAAUUUAUCAGAAAACGAUGAAGAAUUUAGACCAUUUAUUAGAAGAUUACCAGAAUUUAAAUUUUGGUAUAAUGCAAUAAGAGCAACUUUAUUAAGUAUAAUUUUAACAUUCUUUACAAUAUUUGAUAUUCCAGUAUUUUGGCCAAUUUUAUUAAUGUAUUUUAUUAUAUUAUUUACUUUGACUAUGAGAAAACAAAUUCAACAUAUGAUUAAAUAUAAAUAUUUACCUUUUGAUUUAGGUAAAACAAAAUAUAGAAAGUGA